AGAGUGUUGUAUUUGAGGCGGGCUCAUAUUAUUUCUUAGUGCUAUCGACCUGCUUUGAAUAUCGUCACGCGAAUAGGUAUCGUGUGACGCAGAUUAUCUGUCCUAGCAAUGUCGAAGAAGGACGUCUCUUUCAUGUCCUCGACAAGGGAACAUAGCGAAACAAUGGGGCCACGUUGUACUGUCGGUCUUUGCUUCACCUGCGUUUCACCGCAUGCUCGCCAUCAGUUCAGAACUGAUAUAUACACGAUGCUAUGCACGACCCGAACCGUCCUCAAAGCCGACGAAAAGAGCCAUAUGGACUCUUGUCCCACAACAUGACUGGGGUGAAUCAUGCCCAAUUGGGUGAAGAAACUGAAUCCCAUGUGUCGGACGAUCUUCGCACUCUCCCCUUCUUCCGCAUGUCGAUUAUGUAUCAAUCACCGAUCUGCCUCUGCUUAUUUCACAGGCCUCCACAACUCGGUCUGACAAUCCUCAUCAUUACAAACGA
Dacryopinax primogenitus is the source of this 487-nucleotide messenger RNA. RefSeq lists its product as uncharacterized. The transcript is spliced from 5 exons. Bases 109 to 318 code for a protein of 69 amino acids. The record is from RefSeq and is a predicted model, not a curated record. NCBI's taxonomy places the organism in Eukaryota, Fungi, Basidiomycota, Dacrymycetes, Dacrymycetales, Dacrymycetaceae.